Messenger RNA from Pipra filicauda (Wire-tailed manakin), 1188 nucleotides. RefSeq names its product ovalbumin-related protein X-like. The transcript has 7 exons. Gene Ontology annotation, molecular function: serine-type endopeptidase inhibitor activity. Bases 25 to 1188 code for a protein of 387 amino acids. The record is from RefSeq and is a predicted model, not a curated record. Lineage: Eukaryota; Metazoa; Chordata; Aves; Passeriformes; Pipridae. Gene Ontology annotation, biological process: negative regulation of endopeptidase activity.
GCAUUAGAUAACGCUGACUUCACAAUGGGCUCCAUCAGUGCAGCAAAUGCAGAAUUUUGUUUUGAUGUAUUCAAAGAGCUGAGAGUUCACCAUGCCAAUGACAACAUCUUUUAUUGCCCCCUGAGCAUGAUGGCAGCCUUGGCCAUGGUCUAUCUGGGAGCAAGAGGUAACACUGAGUAUCAGAUGGAGAAGGUUCUUCAUUUUGACAAAAUUGCAGGACUUGGAAGUAUCCAGACCAAGUGUGGCAAAUCUGUGAAUAUCCACUUUCUGUUUAAAGAAAUUCUCUCUGAUAUCGCUGCACCGAAAGCCAAUUAUUCCCUCCACAUUGCCAACAGACUCUAUGCUGAAAAGACAAGUGCAAUCCUACCGAUCUAUGUAAAAUGUGUGAAGAAACUGUACAGGGCUGGUCUGGAAAUGGUCAACUUCAAAACAGCAUCAAAUCAAGCCAGACAGCGCAUUAAUUCCUGGGUGAAAAAUCAGACAAAUGGACGUAUCCAAGAUUUGCUUGAACCAGGCUCUGUUGAUCUGCAUACUGUGCUGGUCCUUGUGAAUGCCAUUUACUUCAAGGGGAUAUGGAAGAGCGCGUUUAAAGAAGAAGACACUCGGGAAGUGCCGUUCAGUGUGACAAAGCAAGAGAGCAGACCUGUUCAAAUGAUGUUUCAGAAUAGUACCUUCAAUAUAGGAAGAGUGGCUGCAGAGAAAAUGAAGAUCCUGGAGCUUCCAUAUACCAGUGGAGAGCUGAGCCUGUUGGUGCUGUUGCCUGAUGACAUCUCUGGUCUGGAACAGCUCGAGAACAAAAUCAGCUUUGAUAAACUUACAGAGUGGACCAGUCCCAGUGUGAUGGAGCAGAAGAGGGUGAAAGUGUACCUCCCACGCAUGAAGACUGAGGAAAAAUAUAACCUCACAUCUGUCUUAACAGCCUUGGGUAUGACCGACCUGUUCAGCCCCUCGGCCAAUCUCUCUGGCAUCUCUUCAGCAGAGAACCUGAAGGUAUCUGAGGCCGUCCAUGAGGCGUACAUGGAAGUCACUGAGGAGGGCACUGAGGUGACUGGCUCAACUGUUGUGACAGGAGAUACCCAAGCGUCCUCUGAGUUUGAAGAGUUUAGGGCUGACCACCCAUUCCUUUUCUUGAUCAGACACAAUCCAAGCAACAUGAUCCUCUUCUUUGGUAGAUAUUGUUCACCCUAG